UCGUGGUAGUAGGCCAAGUAAAGCGGCCCCCGGCAGCUCUGCUGCCAUGCCCUCCCCGUCUCUGCUCUCUUCUGCGCCCGCUGCAGCCGUUACAGAAACAGCUGCUUCAGCAACAGCAACACAGUCCCACCGAUAAAAGCGAGGAGAAAGUGAAGUGAAGAACUGAGACACUGAAUCCUCUCGCGCGCUCUCUCUCUCUCUCUCUCUCUCUCUCUAGCCAUUUGAUUCAAGCAUUGACACGGGGCCAGUUGCUGUGCAGGAGCAGCAGCGACGACGACCGCAUCAAAACGAAGCUGCGACAGCAAGCGAGAGAAAAGAAUGUGGUGAGGGAGCGAGAGAUAGAGAUAAGGGGAAGGGGGAGGAGUUAUGGAGCUCGGGGCUGCAGAGGGUACGGAAGAGGCAUGGUUCGGGCGUCGCUUUUGACCCUCUUCCUUUUGGCAAAGCUUAUGUCUGGUUAAGGAGCCCGAGAUAGAGGUGCGGUGGGGAAAGGGAGAAGAAAAGCCGAAGCUUUUUUGGUCUUUGGCUCUUCUAUUUAGCUCUCUGUCUCUGUUCCUUUGCUCUGCUCUCGACUCUGCUUCUGCUUGUCUCCCGCCUCCCACGCUUGUCUUCUGAGCCCUUAGCCUUUAGCGCUCUCCCCACAUGCGUCGCUUCACCAUUCCUGUGUUCUCGCUCCUUCCCUCAUCCUUAGCUUGACCAGCAUCCGACCUGUCCCCUCUUCCCCUGCCUUUGGGUCCUCCCUUUCUUGGUUUCGCCUUUUGGGUCCUGUGCUGCUCGUUUCUUUGGUUCGGAGACAAUGGGGAUCGAUUUGAACACGAUAGAGGAGGAGGAUGAGGAGCCGGAGCACCCAGCCCAUGCCGCUCCACCGCCCGCGGCAGCGGCAGUUGAGGACGCGUUUCAGGGAACGCCUGUGUGCCUGGAGCUGUGGCACGCCUGCGCAGGGCCCCGUAUAUGGUUGCCCAAGAAGGGGAGCUUGGUGGUGUACUUGCCGCAGGGGCACAUGGAGCACCUCGGGGACGGCGGAGGCGGCGGCGCCGACGGUGGAGGGAGAGGGGGAAUCUGCCGCCGUGAUGUGCCCCCUCAUUGCUUAUGUCGUGUGAUCGACGUCAAGCUCCAUGCUGAUGCCGCUACAGACGAUGUGUACGCUCAGCUCUCUCUUCUUGCCGAAAGCGAGGAUUUUGAACGAAGAAUGAAGAUGGGUGAGGUUGAAGGAAAUGAGGAAGGAGAUGAUGUUGAGUGCAUAAACAGAUCCUCUGUCCCCCAUAUGUUCUGCAAGACCCUCACUGCAUCUGACACUAGCACCCAUGGAGGGUUCUCUGUGCCCCGCCGAGCUGCUGAGGACUGCUUCCCUCCCCUGGAUUAUAAGCUGCAGAGACCUUCGCAAGAGCUUAUUGCAAAAGACUUACAUGGCAUGGAAUGGAGGUUUCGACAUAUCUAUAGAGGUCAACCGCGCAGGCAUCUUCUUACAACUGGAUGGAGUGCAUUUGUGAAUAGGAAAAAGCUCAUAUCAGGAGAUGCAGUGCUCUUUCUUCGGGGUACUGAUGGGGAGCUUAGAUUGGGUAUUAGGAGAGCAGUACAAUUUAAAAGCAGCAAUCCAGUUUCAACACAUCCAAGUGGGAACUCGACUCUUGCUACAUUGGCCGAUAUUGCUAACGCUGUGUCCACAAGAAAAGUAUUCCAUGUCUAUUAUAACCCAAGGGCAAACUCGUCGGAUUUCAUUGUUCCAUACUGGAAAUUUGUAAAAAGCUUCAAUAGUUCCAUUUCUGUGGGAAUCAGGUUCAAAAUGAUUUAUGAAAGUGACGAUGCCUCAGAGAGAAGGUCCACAGGACUGGUAACUGGGAUCAGUGACAUGGACCCUGUAAGAUGGCCUGGUUCCAAGUGGAGGUGUCUGUUGGUAAAUUGGGACGUUGAUGCAGAUAGUAAUCAACAGAAUAGGAUAUCCCCAUGGGAAAUUGAACCGACUGGUUCAGUUUCGGGCUCUGGCAGCCUGUCAACAGUAGGUUCCAAGAGGGCCAAAAUCGGUCUUCCCUCUGUCAAUAUGGAUUUUCCAAUUCCGAAUGGAAAUGGUUGUCCAGACUUGAGGGAAUCUGCAAGUAUCCACAAGGUCUUGCAAGGUCAAGAAUUUAUGAGACUCGGUGCUCCAAAUUGCAUUGGUGUGACAGCUUCUCAUGUUUUCGGGAUUGGAAAUCCUCAGUACUCAGAGAAGGGAUGUUCCACUGAUGCAAAUGGCAGCAUCAUAGGUGAAUCUGUUCCAGGAGGUAGGGUCAGAAUCCCACAUGGAAAAUCUGACUCGUCCUUCAAUCGCACAGGCUUUAGUGAAUCUAUCCGAUUCCAGAAGGUCUUGCAAGGUCAAGAAGUUUUCUCAAGAAAUCCUCCUUUCCUUGGAGCACCAUGUGAUGCUCAUGUAAGGAAUGGUGUGUACGGCCAGUUUGAUGAUGUUCACACAUCUCGUGCUGAAAGCAGAUUGCCUAUAGCACCCCAUGGAUAUGUUACUCUUCUUCAACAGUCUUUGCCAUCAAUUCAAGCAUUUUCCCCAUCUUCGGUGCUAAUGUUUCAAGAUGCAAGUUGUGUAUCUCUGUCAGCUCAUUCUAUGCCUGGCAUGAAUUAUCAAGACAGAGGUGAUGAAGGGUGCCGCUUUGCCAUGUUAAAUGGUUCAGAACCCUUGCAUAGAGAAGAAGCAAACUUUCCAUCUUGGCCUCCAACAAUGGCUUGUCAUUUUGCCAACCAGCAAUGCAAAAUGGUAAAAGUCCAUGAUCCUGUCUUGGAUGGUAAGCUGGACUUUGAAAACGAGCGAAGUGUCAGCCGAAAAGGUUGCAGACUUUUUGGUUUUCCCUUAACCGAGAGGAUUCCUGUGGCAAAUUUAGUCGACAAACCUCCUCCAGUCACUCCAGUUACUUCAAUGCCUCAAAUGCCUGCUAAGCCCGUCGGGUGCAGCAGUGCCCUUUAUGCUUUGCGUGCAGCUCCAAUUUAGGACUUCAUCACUGGAACAAACCGAGUUUCACAUGCAUCCAAAUGUUGCAAGCAGGUAAAUCAUAUCUGACUUGAAUUCCCAAUUAUUAUUCAGAUGUCCUGUUGAACAAUCUGGAAAAGGAUGCCAUGUCCUCGAUACCUAUAACAAGGAUGAUACGGUGCUAGCCAUCGAUGAUCCUUAGCGGUUUAAGGCUACCGUGCCAGUAUGCGGUCAGCAUUUUGCAAAGUAACCGGACUGGAUUACUAAAUUAGGUUUUCAACUAAAUUAUCAACCGCAGCAUUUUCUUGUUUGGUUUCUGAUGCAUUUAACAGUCAGCUACUCUGUCAAUGUGUUAGAUUGUACUCUUUGUUGAGCCUCUGUUGCAGUAUUUUAUCCAGUCUGGUCUAAUGUUUGCUUAAGUAUUGUUGGUCUUUGUUUCCUGGUCAUUUGCUUUGGAAAGCUGGGAUUCUACCUGUUAGUAUUGUCAUAUAUAUAAACUGGUGUUUUAAGUCAA
Molecule: messenger RNA, 3461 nt
Organism: Musa acuminata AAA Group (dessert banana)
Lineage: Eukaryota; Viridiplantae; Streptophyta; Magnoliopsida; Zingiberales; Musaceae
Product: auxin response factor 15-like
Exons: 10
Coding region: 794-2968 (724 amino acids)
Biological process (GO): regulation of DNA-templated transcription; response to hormone
Cellular component (GO): nucleus
Molecular function (GO): DNA binding
Source: RefSeq, a predicted model, not a curated record